This is a messenger RNA of Oikopleura dioica, 309 nucleotides long. The record is from the annotation of a GenBank genome assembly. Lineage: Eukaryota; Metazoa; Chordata; Appendicularia; Copelata; Oikopleuridae.
AUGACUUCACUUUCACAAAUUGAUCACGCUUUACUGGGUCUUCAAAAAUUCAUCAAAGUGUCAAUCAAACAAAACAGCCGGCUAAAAAGAAGCCACUUUUCAAAGGAGCCGCAUAUAGGAGGGCCCAAAACGGUUACAAAUUUUGGUUUGAGGAGCCCCUCCCUCCAAAGUGCUCGAAAAAGUCAAUCGGAUCGAAGCACAAUCCAAUGGGCUUGCCAAAUAACCUCGCAGCACAACGAAAAAUCAGGCAAAAUGCAUUUAUUCCUCCUUCAAAACCGUUUUUGUAUCAAUAAUAUAAAAUGUUGUUAA